This is a messenger RNA of Neltuma alba, 1202 nucleotides long. RefSeq lists its product as uncharacterized. The record is from RefSeq and is a predicted model, not a curated record. The transcript is spliced from 2 exons. NCBI's taxonomy places the organism in Eukaryota, Viridiplantae, Streptophyta, Magnoliopsida, Fabales, Fabaceae. The coding region runs from base 631 to 996 and encodes 121 amino acids.
GUCCGUGCUCAUUCAGAUUCUUCGUUCAUCUCAAUGGUGGCACGCCGAGGCUUCUUUUGUUUCACUUGCUACAUAUAUUAGUCAUAUUCCAUUUAUGAGCUGUUUCUCUUUCACGGGUAGCUUAGGAUUGUCCUAAGUCUUCAUCGAUUUCAAAUUAAUUCAAUCUGCAUAACAUUGUAUAAACAUUCGAAAUGCGUUCAUAUGUUUUGUAAUUUGCCCAAAGAGUUAAUGUUUCUUACCCUUUCAGGUUUCUUAUUAUAAUAUUCAUUUGAUUUUGAUGACUUUAAUCUUUGUUUCUCUAGCUGCUUGAUUCUGUUCAUGCCGCUGUUUCAAACUCUUAACUCCUUUAUUUCAUAUUAUUGAGUACCUAUCUUGAUAUGCUAUGGAUUUUUUUUUCUUCAUUUGACAAGCUACAAAGUCCAUUUGAGUUCAUACAAAUGAAGGAGUUGGUAUGGCUGUCCUAAAUCUUCACAUUCCAAAGAAGUUUCUGCUUUCCUAACCUCAUUUAGGAAUUCGAGAUGCUGCUGCUUAUGGACUAUGUUUUGUCAUUUGUUUGUAGAGUUGGUGUUAGUGUUGUUUGACUCUCGAAGGAGGAGGGUGUUCAUUUAGGUUUCAGAACAAGGACACAGUAUGUUCGGAACAGCAAUUAGGUACUUUGCCAAGAAAGCAAAGCCAAAGAUGCGACCAGUAUCUCUCAAAACGCCGCCCGAGCAGAGGCAGGCCAUCACUAGGACUCUCUUUGAUAUUGUGAAUGAGCAUGGACCCCUCACCAUUGGAGAGACAUGGCAACGUGUCCAGGAUGUUGGAUUAAAAGAUUUGGCAAGCAAGACUCAAAUGAAAUUAGUUCUGAGAUGGAUGAAAGAGAGGCAGAAGCUACGUCUGAUAUGCAACCAUGUAGGGGCUCACAAGCAGUUUCUGUAUACCACUUGGUUCUCAAAGGACAACAUAACUCAAGCAACAGCAAAAAAUCUUCCUUCAAAGCACAAGUCUUCUUGAAAGUUGAAAGCUUUUUAUGAGUAGUAGCCAGGAGGAUGUGAUGGGAUAGCUACUUAGAGUUAUGGGAAUAAUGUGUUAGGCCAUAUAUAGCUUUGGCUCCAUAACUAGAAGAUCUGUUUUGUUGAGUUAGAGUUUUUGUUAUUAGUCUGUCUUGCUUCAGUUAUUCAUGUUGGUUUUUGAAAUCAAAACCAUUCUUUUCAUCGCAA